CAGGAGGUGAUAAAUACAGCAGAGGUUGUGCGUGAUAGGCUGCUGCUGUGAUCGAGUGUUUGCAGGCCUCACGCCGAGAGCACUGGAGGAGUUUGACCGAAUCUGAAUCAACAGAAUGGGCAAAGUUCACUUUUAUGCAGUCUGGUCCUUACGUGAAGCACCUCGUCAGUUUAUACGAAAUGUCAACCGUAUGAUGUACCAGGUUCAGAUGCCGUUACCUUUACCGAAGCAGCUGAUAGUAUUUGGUUUAGGGGAAUGGUCAUCCUUCUCCAGUGACACCGAGAUCUCUGUGGAGGUUCUGCUGGGUCCAGAGGUCAAAUCACAGGUCAUCGGGACUCUUUCACCUCACUCCGGGUGUCUGAUCUGGCAAGGGGUUUGGACUCCUGAACUCCUCACUGAAGCCAAACACAGAGGCAGGAGAGGAGUUUAUGCCAAAGUCUUGCUCCGCAUCACUGGACAGCCCUAUUUGAAGGUGAGCUCCAGUUUUAUCAGCAGCACUCCACGAGUGAGGAGGAAACGUCUAGCGCUGAACCACUCCUCCAAUCUCUCCAGCACCCUUCUCAGCAGCGGAGAGAGUCAUGAUAUCACCCAGAGAUCACCUCCCGAGGGAAGCGUCAGCUGUGCGGAGCUGGGCCAAAGCAAAACGGAGACACGGGAAAACGCUCUACUCAGUGUUCAGGGUGUGUGGCCAAUGGAUAAAACUCCAAGACGCUCCAUUAUAGGAAUAAAGGGGAAUGUUUGGAGUUCUGAAGAACCGGAAAGCCCUUGGGAUCCAAACCUAGUUUCAAGCCUGAAGAAACGCAAACUUUGUAAAAUGUCUGCGAUAGAUUUAGAGGACGAGACGACGGUCAAACGUGUGAAGAGUUGCAGGGCUGACUGUCCAUCAAAGCGCUGGAGCCACGCAAUGUGUUUGAGUGAUCCUGAAACGGCCGUUCUGAUUGGUGGAGAGGCUGAUGACCAGGCCAAUUGUAAAGACUCUAUAUGGAAACUGGAGAUUGACAAUGAUUUCUGGUUCCCCAUGGACGUCGCAUCAUCUGAGGUCAGUCCACCAAGCUCACAAGGUCACUCUGCAACCUUCGAUCCUGAGUCUAAAGUCAUCUAUGUGUACGGUGGCCUGAGAGACGGCCAGCGGUACAGUGAUAUUUAUGUACUGGACACUAUAACAUGGAAGUGGAAGCUUGUUUCUGCAAAGGGAAAUAUCCCGUCAUUGGCAUACCACAGUGGCACAGUCUAUAAGAAGGAGUUGUAUGUAUUUGGAGGGAUGCAGCCCAGCCGAUGUCCUGAAGGCAAGGAGUGCAGUAACGCAUUAUACAUCUUCAACCCAGAACAUGGUCUGUGGUAUCAACCGAUUGUGGAGGGUGACCGUCCUCUGCCCAGGUUUGGCCACUCCAACACGUUGCUGUCCAACAAGAUGAUCAUUUUUGGUGGGAGAAAAACCGCCACCUACCUCAAUGAUCUUCACAUCCUGGAUCUUGGCUUCAUGGAAUACACUGCUGUAAAGUACGAAAACAUGCCACCAUUGGCUCGUGGGUUUCACGCUGCUCUACCCGUGUCUGACAACAGGGUGCUGAUCAGCGGAGGCUGCAGUGCUAUAGGAGCCCUACAGGACCUCCAUCUCUUUAACAUAGAUACCAGCUCCUGGACAUCAGUGGUGUCCCCAUUGCUUUGCUCUAAGCCUCGCGCAGGCCACAGUCUGAUAAGCCUGGCUUGUACAAAGGCUUCAUCUUCAGACCCGAGGGAUCAGCGUCAUGGCAACAGCCUCUCUCUCCAGUGUAACAUCCUAGUGUUCGGAGGGUCCGACUGUUCAGGAACAUUUUAUAAUGACACCAUUAAAUGCACGGUUGAACUCCGUGUUUAGGAUCAGGGACUACAUGAUUUGUUUUUCUUCUGAGAAAUGAAUGUAGGGUUUUACAGGAACCCAAUGUAAAAAAUUGGAAUACAAGAAGCACUUUUAUCGUUUGUUUUUUUUAAACGUUGCAUUGUUGCAGUUUUAGCAUGAACAGCUGUUUUACAGCUACUGUUUUUAUAAUCUCCUUCAAAGCAAGCAAAGGCUUCACUCUCACUUACAUGUGUAGUUCAGGUUUGUGUUUAGUACAGUACAUUCAGAGACUCGAUGUAUUUUUGUGCAAUAAAUGUUUUCUCUUAUUUUGCACGUA
Molecule: messenger RNA, 2156 nt
Organism: Rhinichthys klamathensis goyatoka
Lineage: Eukaryota; Metazoa; Chordata; Actinopteri; Cypriniformes; Leuciscidae
Exons: 13
Coding region: 116-1858 (580 amino acids)
Molecular function (GO): protein binding
Source: RefSeq, a predicted model, not a curated record